Messenger RNA from Funneliformis geosporum, 125 nucleotides. The record is from the annotation of a GenBank genome assembly. Lineage: Eukaryota; Fungi; Glomeromycota; Glomeromycetes; Glomerales; Glomeraceae.
CAUUGGAAUCAAUCAACGAAAGAAAAGGAGUAUAUUACCAAAAAACAUAUAGCAAGAAUAAAGUGCAUCACCAAACUAAACCACAAUCAUUAACAGAACGGCUUGCAUUUCCAAACACUCAAUGA